AUGGCAUCCAAUACAAAAAUCCAAUCCCCCUCACGCAUCUCCUUUCCACAGAGUCGUUUAAUGACACCGACAAGGAUGACAACGCCGAAGGUCUCUACCCCAAUUACCCAAUCGAGAGUGACACUCACCUCAACAACGCUCGAAAGGACACCGAUUACGAGCGGCCUUCGCGCGCCCACGAAACUCCAUCCACCGUCGAGUAGGACACCGUCUGGCAACAACAACGGUUCGACGAUCUCUUCAGGUUGCAGCUCAGUGGCCAGCUCAGCCUAUGCAAGAUCUUCACAGGGCUCUUCACUGACGCAAACGAAUCAAAACGAAAACCAUUCGGAGUCCGUGGCAAACACAACAGCAAAUCCCUCAACAAUCACAACUCCAUCACGAAUCUCCUCCCGCUUGCAACCGCCAAGCGCCUCACCGCUGAAACAAUCGCAAUUUGGAUUGAAUGGUAAGUCUUCAGUGACGAAGACGACGAUCACAAAUCCAUCAAUUCCUUCAACAAGGAGCUCAGGUUCAAGCCAACUCCAUUCAACGCAAACAACUGGUCAACAAAAGAUGCUCAAACUGAAGCUCUUCUCUAGAGAUAAAGAGAAGAAAGGAUCGCCGAAAAAUAGCCCAUUAAUGAGUCGAAAAGUUGAUCAAAAUCCAUCAUCGGCUGGAAAAGUGGAGGUGUCAAAGCCGAAAACUGGCCUCAAAGCACCAACAAAGAUCAUGACGCCGAAGAAAGAGGUGCCAUUGGUUCGUGCUCGACCCACUCCAACAACCCAAAGAACUCAAAUCGAGAUUGAAACAGUGGACAAGUUGGAGAAAAGAACCUCGAAAUCCUCUGAGGAAGACUCAGCGUACGCGGGUUUUGGCUCAACAUCCCCAGCCUCGUCGACAAGCGCAUCAAGCAGCAUGUCAAUUCCACAAAAUAUGGAUACGAUAGCAAAUGGAAAGAAAAUCGAUUCAGCUGAUCUUUCAUUGAGGGACAAUUCACAGGAACGCGAAAAGCCGACAAUGGCUGUCAAAGGGACAAUCUCUACCCCAAAAUCCCAUUCACGAGAACAAAUCGAAACCUUUGAGGCAUCAAAAGACCCAAAUUCGUCAACAAACCCAAUGACGAUCACGCUACAGAAAACCCUGCAAAGUCCCACCGUUGGAGUGGUCAGCCCGAUGUUGGCUAAUCGAAAGUUCGUCGCGCAACAAGAACUCAUCGAUCCGGUGCCCAGUAAUGAAACGACCGAGUUUUUCGAAAAAAAGAAACCACCCGUUCCGAGUAGAACUUCAAAAUUGAACCCUUCUACGGAAAAGAACGAAGCCGAUGAACUUGUCCCAGCAAUGGCGCCAAUCCGACAACCGCCUUCAUACGAGCAAUUGUUGAAUAAGAAACGGAUUGGCACUUCGCAUAAAGGUUUUCCUGAAUCCUCAACAACAGAAGAGUCUCUUCAAUCGGUUUCAACGACGAUUCGUCCUCUCACAACAACAUCAAGAAAACCGGAAACGAAUCAAAAACAACAAGCGUCACCUGGUAGCAGUAAAGCUCCAAGCGAAUCCGGAAUUGCGAUUUAUGCAAAAAUGCAAGCAAGAUGGAAAGAAUGCAGAGAAAGAGCGACAACUGGUUUUUAUCAUGACAGUUUCGAAGACAGCUCAUCGGUUUCGAGUGGAAUUUCGGAGAAUUUCGAGGACGUUUCGACCGACGACGUCUCCGGAAGUUCACUAUCCGAUCACGCAAUGACCGCCGUCACAACGUAUGGAAAACUCGGCGACUAUGGUCAUUUUGUGAGAUCAACUGGGAAAGGUACUGUCCGCUCAUCUUCAUCAGCUAUCGGCGAGCGCCGGAUCCACGAGCAACACUCGAUCCAGCAACUCUUGCAACAAUGCCGAACAAGUCAACGGGGAGUCGCUUGUCAACCACAAUAUCAAACAAUCAGCGGUGUGCCACAACUCUCAUUGUCAUCCGACGGUGAAACACUUUCAAUUCAAGCUCGAUCAUCGCUACGAGUCACUCCAAAAAGACAAGAUCGACCUGGGAUCUCGACAAACGGUUUUCAUUCACUUGAUCGAAAGUUUCACCUUGGAGAGAUCUAUCAGAAACAUCAGGAACGAGAGGAGCAACGCAUGGGCGUCUAUGACGAGCGAUCAACGAUGGCUCUGAUCUCGCCCCGAAGAAUCCCCCAAGAAUCCCAGCAGCACAAUCGACACAGUGUAUCAGGAUCUUUAUACGCUCGUCGGACUCCAGAAGCAGUGUACGCGAAUUUUCGUGGUGAUGCACUGCAUCGAAUACCCGAUGAGAUCACGAUGUCCCCAUCUCAUCGAGAAAAGGGUUCACCAUCGGAUUUUCGAGGCUCGAAUCUAUCAGUUGCUUCAUCGACAGCUUAUAAUUCGUUAGCCGAGAAAUAUGAGGCCGAGUUGCGAAAACUGAAUCGAGAGCUUGAUGGCUAUCGCAAAACGGUGAACAAGUUGACGAGAAAGCAAGAGGAUUACUCGCAAAUUGCUGAAAUGGUUGAUCAACGUUUGUCGCAUUUGGGAAACAAAAUGGAGAAAGCGCAGCUAAAGCCCCAAGAACUCGCGAAACUCAAACAAGAGAUCGAGAAUUUGCGCAAUCUCAGCGCUCGUCUCUCAGCUGACUCGAAAAAGGAGGGAGCUGGCGAGCUGUUGCGUCAUCCAUCGUUGGAAAGUGUCGCCUCACAUCGCUCAUCAAUGUCUUCAUCAUCGAAAAGUUCAAAAACCGACAAAAGCUCGUUGAACAGCUUCAACAGCAAGGGGAAAAAGAGCUGGAUCCGAAGCUCUUUUUCGAAGGCGUUUACGAGAAAGAAAAACUCGAAAAACGGCGGUUUAUCGGAUUCGGACGGAUCGCCGAUGCAUCACCCGUUAAACACGAUAAACGCGUCGAAUUCAAAUCUUAAUGAGCUGGGCUCUGUGGCAACAGUGGUCGAGCUAAAGCGACAACUUCAGGACAGAGAUCAUACAUUGACUGAUGUUCGACUUGAUGCUCUUGAUUGUGCUCGUGAAGUGGACCAGUUACGAGAGACGGUCAAUCGGCUUAAGCAUGAGAAUAAACAACUUCGAGCUGAUAUGUCGCGAUUGGUGUACACAGGACGCUCUCGUACCUCAUCGAAAUCCUCUCUACUCGAUGAUGAACACCUCUACGAGCACUUACAAACUGAUCGAUCGACUAGCUCGAGUAGUAAACGAUCAUCUGGUUGUCAAAAUUCGGUGAAAGUCGUUGUCAAUGUUGAUUUGACUGGUUCAAUUCCGAUUGCUGUUUGUCCUGAGCACGAGAUAACGAUUGGAUAUUUGACUCUACCCGAGCGAGAGACUCGCUGGGAUCAACUUGACGCGCAAAUUUAUGCUCUUUUCGAUGCUUACCUCUGUCGAAUCGAUCCCGAUCACCACCUUGGAUUGCAUUGCUCGGAGAGUGUCAUCGGCUACACGAUUGGGAAAAUUAGUAGGGAACGUGGCUCAAAAGAGUCCUCGAUUCCGCCCUCACAAGUCAUCACAACAACAACGACGAUUCGGCUUUUUUUGAGAGGCGCCUGUCAAUCAGCUGUGGAUUCCCUGAUUCUUGAGUGCCUCUUCCCGCGCUCACUUCUCGAUCAACUCUUGAAGCACAUCGUCACCCAUCGACGACUCGUUCUCUCUGGAGCAACUGGGAUUGGAAAGUCGAAUUUGGCUCGUCAACUUUGUGCUUAUCUCUCGAUUCGAGCUGGUCGUGCGCCGGAUUCAGUGAUCGAGGUCAAAAUUCCCGAUGAUGGCAAAGAUAAACAACUUGUGCAAGUGGAAAGAGAUCUUGAGAAAGCUUUACGAGGCUCCGAUUCCGUGCUUCUUCUUGACAACAUUCCCAAGUCAAGGAUAUCCUUUGUUUCCUCGGUUUUUGACUCGAUUCAACUCUCGACAGAGCAGGGCCCUUACAUCAUUUGCACAAUCAAUCGCGCUUGUCAGCUCUCGGAAAUGCAAAUGCAACUACAGCACAAUUUCAAGAUUUUCCUUUUAACGAACAAAAUGGAAGCAGUAAAUGGAUAUAUGGCAAGAUAUCUUCGCCGAAGAAUCAUCGACACUGAAUACCGAACGAAUCGGGUAAUCCCAACAGAAAUUCAGCGAAUCGUUGACUUCUUCUCGAUUGUUCUUUCAGCAAUCAACGAGUUCAUUGAGCGGUCAAACUCACUCGAUGCAACAGUCGGAGCUCGAGUCUUCCUGCAGUGUCCAUUGGAUGUUGAGCAAAGUCGAGCUUGGUUUAUCGAGCUUUGGAAUGAAACCCUUGUCCCCUACAUGAUGAAAGUUUAUCGAGAAGGUGUAAAGAUUCUUGGACGCUGCGGAAACUUUGACGAUCCAACCGAUCGAAUUUGCGAGCACUGGCCGUGGCAAAAUGGAAAAGAGAUCGGGCUGCAGCGAUUACCAAUUAAGGAAGCUCUCUCUCAACCGAUUGCCCGUCAAUCGUUCUCUCCGCUCGACGCCCUAAUGAAGCUCCAAACUCGUCCAUCAUUGUUACAUGAAAAUCUA
Messenger RNA from Mesorhabditis belari, 4482 nucleotides. The record is from the annotation of a GenBank genome assembly. NCBI's taxonomy places the organism in Eukaryota, Metazoa, Nematoda, Chromadorea, Rhabditida, Rhabditidae.